CUUGCAUUGUGACUAGUACGUGCAGCACGUCAGUGUGCUGCACGCAGUCAAAUGGGAAGCGAGGAUAAAAUACUGAGCUGGAUCUGCCGCUUUACAGUUAUUACGGCUUUUUUCUUGGUCGGUUUUAUUAUAGGGUGGUUUGCUCGACCUACUACUGUCAAUCAUGGAAAAACGUCAAAAAGUUUCCUGCGUGAUUUUAUGGAUGAAAUGCAAGCGGAGAAUAUUAAACAACAUCUCAGAAAGUUCACACGGCUGCCUCAUCUGGCGGGAACACAGCAGAAUUUAAUCUUGGCAGAGCAGAUUCGUGACGAAUGGAUAAAGUUUGGUCUGGACACCGUGCACCUCGUCCCGUAUGACGUGCUGCUGUCAUAUCCCAAUAAAACAAAUCCCAAUUACAUUUCCAUAGUGGACAACCUGGGCAAAGAGGUCUUCAACACCUCUCUGUCUGAGCCGGUUCCUGAAGGUUAUGAACAUGUCACUGAUAUUGUUCCUCCCUAUAGUGCCUUUUCUCCGAAAGGACAACCCGAGGGUGAUCUGGUGUAUGUUAAUUACGGACGAACAGAGGAUUUCUUUCAACUGGAGAGAGAAAUGGGAAUUAACUGUACUGGAAAAAUCGUCAUUGCUAGAUACGGCAAAAUCUUCCGCGGAAACAAGGUGAAGAAUGCGAUGUUAGCUGGAGCUAAAGGCAUCAUUUUGUUCUCGGAUCCUGCGGAUUACUGUGCAGAAGGUGUAGAGCCGUACCCUAAAGGCUGGAAUCUACCGGGAGGGGGCGCGCAGAGAGGGAACGUCCUUAAUCUUAAUGGAGCGGGAGACCCCCUCACUCCUGGAUACCCAGCAAAAGAAUACACCUACAGGUAUCCGGCAGAUGCUGGUGUGGGGUUGCCAAAAAUCCCAGUCCAUCCGAUUGGAUACUACGAUGCAAUUCACCUGCUAAAGAAUAUGGGGGGACAUCUUGCCCCUGAUAACUGGAAGGGCGCCCUUAACGUCUCAUACCGAAUUGGACCUGGAUUUGUGGAUGGCUUUGAACAGAAUAAAGUACGUAUGAACAUCCACACCAACAAUCAGGUGACCCGUAUCUACAACGUGAUUGGCUGGAUCAGAGGAGCUGUGGAGCCAGACAGGUACAUUAUUCUGGGCGGGCAUCGGGAUGCUUGGGUGUUUGGAGGGAUUGAUCCGACGUCAGGAGCUGCUGUGGUACACGAAAAUGUAAGAGCGGCCGGAAAACUAAUGAACAGAGGUUGGAGGCCGAGAAGAACUUUGAUCUUUGCCAGCUGGGACGCAGAAGAGUUUGGUCUGCUGGGAUCUACAGAGUGGGCAGAGGAUAACGCCAGAAUACUGCAGGAGCGAGCGGUCGCAUACAUCAAUGCAGAUUCUGCCAUUGAGGGUAUGUACACACUGAGGGUCGACUGCACUCCCUCAUUACACACUAUUGUGUAUGACAUCACCAAAAAGAUUCCAAGUCCAGAGGUCGGGGAAGAGAAAAUGAGCUUAUACGACAGCUGGCACAAGAGAGAUAACUGGACUGAAGGAAAUGUACCUCGGAUCAGUAAACUGGGUUCUGGCAGUGAUUUUGAAGCAUAUUUUAUCAGAUUAGGCAUUACAUCUGGAAGGGCAAGAUACACCAAAAACAGUAAAACCGAGCGUUACAGCAGUUACCCCGUCUAUCACAGCGUUUAUGAGACUUAUGAGAUAGUGGAGCGGUUUUAUGACCCGAGCUUUCGUCGGCUGGAGGCGGUGGCCCGGGUCAGGGGUGGGCUCAUCUUCAGUUUGGCAGACUCUGUGAUUCUUCCUCUGGACUGUGAGGAGUACGCCUCUUCUCUUAACAGAUAUGCUAACAGCAUCCAUCAGCUCGCACAGAAACAUCCAGAUGCCAUGCAGCAGUAUCACGUCUCAUUCGACUCUCUUUUCUCUGCGGUUAAGAACUUCACAGACGCAGCCCGAGAUUUUCACCAGCGGCUAAAUCAGCUGGACACUUCUGAUGCAAUGGCCGUGCGAAUGGUAAAUGAUCAGCUCAUGUAUUUAGAGAGAGCUUUCAUUGACCCGUUGGGCUUACCUGGAAGGCCUUUUUACAGGCACAUCAUUUUUGCUCCCAGCAGUCACAAUAAAUACGCGGGAGAGUCUUUUCCCGGGAUCUACGACGCUCUGUUUGACAUCGAGAACGCGGUGGACCCGCAGAAGUCCUGGGACGAGGUCAAACGACAGAUCAGCAUCGCUGCCUUCACAGUCAAUGCUGCAGCCGUGACCCUGAUGCCUGUUGUGUGACCUUCACAUUUUAAUAAAGAUCCAGUUCUUAAAA
Paramisgurnus dabryanus is the source of this 2296-nucleotide messenger RNA. RefSeq names its product N-acetylated alpha-linked acidic dipeptidase 2 (gene naalad2). Lineage: Eukaryota; Metazoa; Chordata; Actinopteri; Cypriniformes; Cobitidae. The record is from RefSeq and is a predicted model, not a curated record. Gene Ontology annotation, molecular function: carboxypeptidase activity.